Oryza brachyantha (malo sina) is the source of this 766-nucleotide messenger RNA. RefSeq lists its product as uncharacterized. The record is from RefSeq and is a predicted model, not a curated record. The transcript has 3 exons. The coding region runs from base 101 to 541 and encodes 146 amino acids. NCBI's taxonomy places the organism in Eukaryota, Viridiplantae, Streptophyta, Magnoliopsida, Poales, Poaceae. Gene Ontology annotation, cellular component: chloroplast envelope.
AUCUUCUCCGGUCGUCUCAUCCCUUCCUCUCUCUCUCUUCUCUCUCUCUCUCGAAGGCGAAGCCAAACUCAAUUCGGAGGAGAGGAGAGGAGAGGAGAGGAUGGGGCGGAAGAGGAAGGAGCUGCUGUCGUCGGCGCCGUGGAGGACGGGGGAGGCGGCGGACGACGAGGACGAGGCAGCCAGGCUCUCCCGCGAGGGCAAAGUCAGCGUCACCAGCAACCCCGGGGAGACGCCCACCAUGCACGUCCCGCGCGGCAGCAAGCGCCAGGACCCCCUUGACCUCGCCGUUGACGACUUCGACGAAGACGAGAUCGACCCCGAGCUCCGCUACUCCUUCCAGCGCAACUCCAGGUUCCUGCGGAGAGUAUUUAGUGUGGAUACACUUGUCAAGCCUCUUCCUCCUGUGAUGGCAUACAGUGUUUCUCGCAAUGUGAACUUUUUCUUUAAGAUCUUCACACAGUUCUGGGAUGAAGAGGGAAUUGCCAAUGCACAGAGAUCCCUUGGACUGGGGAAUGAGGAUGGCUCCCGGCGGGCCCGCUGAUUACCAUUUUGUAGCCAAACCAAGUUAAUGUGUUGAGGGAUCUUAUGCUAGAAUUUGGAGUCCUUAUAUGCUUCAAAGGACACUUGGUGUGGUUUAAGUUUGAGUUCUGCUGUUUGUUUCUUCCAUUUUGCCCUUGUAGAUCUGGUCAUGUCAUAUAUUCAGACAUUGUAAACUUCAAGACUUGUACUCAGAUAUCUCGUUCUUGUUUCUGUUUAAAAAGUUGAA